Molossus molossus (Pallas's mastiff bat) is the source of this 1209-nucleotide messenger RNA. It is a transcript of the gene GRHPR, whose product is annotated as glyoxylate and hydroxypyruvate reductase. NCBI's taxonomy places the organism in Eukaryota, Metazoa, Chordata, Mammalia, Chiroptera, Molossidae. Gene Ontology annotation, cellular component: cytosol. The transcript has 9 exons. The record is from RefSeq and is a predicted model, not a curated record. Gene Ontology annotation, molecular function: hydroxypyruvate reductase (NADH) activity; hydroxypyruvate reductase [NAD(P)H] activity; NAD binding. Bases 44 to 1030 code for a protein of 328 amino acids.
GGGUCCGUGUCUGUGUCUUGCGGCAGCGGGUGAGGCCAGUUGGAUGAGGCCAGUGCGACUCAUGAAGGUGUUCGUCACCCGCAGGAUCCCCCCAGAGGGCAGGGCAGCGCUCGCCCAGGCCGCAGACUGUGAGGUGGAGGAGUGGGAUUCAGACGAGCCCAUCCCCAGCAAGGAGCUGGAGCGAGGCGUGGCUGGGGCGCACGGCCUGCUUUGCCUCCUCACUGAACGUGUGGACAAAAGGCUCCUGGAUACCGCAGGAGCCAAUCUCAAAGUCAUCAGCACACUGUCUGUGGGCGUCGACCACUUGGCUUUGGAUGAAAUCAAGAAGCGCGGAAUCCGUGUGGGCUACACCCCAGAUGUUCUGACAGACGCCACUGCGGAACUUGCUGUCUCCCUGCUGCUCACCACCUGUCGCCGGCUCCCGGAGGCCAUUGAGGAAGUGAAGAAUGGCGGCUGGACCUCCUGGAAGCCCCUGUGGAUGUGUGGCUACGGCCUCACGAAGAGCACCGUGGGUAUCAUCGGGCUGGGGCGCAUAGGCCAGGCCAUUGCUCGCCGGCUGAAACCGUUCGGUGUCCAGAGAUUUCUGUACACAGGGCGCCAGCCCAGGCCUCAGGAAGCAGCAGAAUUCCAGGCAGAGUUUGUGUCCACCUCGCAGCUGGCCGCUGAGUCUGAUUUCAUCGUGGUGGCCUGCUCCUUAACGCCUGCGACCAAGGGGCUCUGCAACAAGGACUUCUUCCAGCAGAUGAAGAAAACAGCUGUGCUUGUCAACAUUAGCAGGGGAGACGUGGUAAACCAGGACGACCUGUACCAGGCCUUGGCCAGCGGUCAGAUUGCAGCUGCUGGACUGGAUGUGACGACCCCUGAACCACUGCCUAAGAACCACCCUCUGCUGACCCUGAAGAACUGUGUGAUCCUGCCUCACAUUGGCAGUGCCACUCAUGGGACCCGAAACACCAUGUCCUUGUUGGCAGCCAACAACUUGCUGGCUGGCUUGAGAGGGCAGCCAAUGCCCAGUGAACUCAAGCUGUAGCCAGACAGGAGACACGGAGGGCCAGGCAGUCAGUGCCCAGCCACUGUCAGAUGCGCCAGGCUUGAUUCGGACCCACAGGACCGGAGCCAAGAAGUCUGACCGGUAGAUGUACUUGCUACUUUUGUGGUUGGAAACAUCUGUGCUAAAAAUGUGUAAUUGUAUUAAAGAAUUCUCUGAGA